AUGUCACCCACCUAUGCCAGCGUCCCGACGAGGGACUCGAACGAAGAUGCGCAAAGGGCCACCACAGCGCCAGAAGCGCAUCUUGCGACGACCACGUUGAAAGUUGAGGGCAUGACUUGUGGCGCAUGCACCUCCGCCGUUGAAGCUGGCUUCAAAGGCGUUGAUGGCAUCGCUAGCGCCUCCAUCAGCCUCGUCAUGGAACGAGCCGUUGUAAUCCACGACCCGAAGACGAUAUCCGCCGACGCCAUCAAAGAAAUCAUCGAGGACCGAGGAUUCGACGCCGAGGUUGUGUCGACCGACCUUCCUGUGCCAGCUGCAAAUACCAGCAACCUCAAGAAAAAGAGCGGGCUCUUGAGCACAACGGUUGCCAUUGGGGGCAUGACGUGCGGGGCGUGUACGUCUGCGAUUGAGGAAGGUUUCAAAAAUGUCCCGGGUGUCAAGAAAUUCAACAUAUCUCUUCUGUCAGAACGGGCGGUCGUAGAGCACGACCCGGCCCUCUUGUCGGUGCAAGAUAUUGCAGAGAUCAUUGACGAUCGAGGAUUCGAACCCGACAUCGUUGAUUCAGUGGAAGCCGAGGUGGAGGAGCCAUCCGGCAACCAAGAACCAGCGAGCAACAUCGCGACGACUACAGUAGCAAUCGAGGGUAUGACCUGCGGGGCAUGUACAGCUGCAGUUGAGGGUGGUUUCAAGGGAGUGGACGGUGUUAUCAAAUUCAACAUUAGUCUUCUGGCAGAGCGUGCUGUCAUUACACAUGAUAUUACCAAGCUUUCUCCGGAGAAGAUUGCAGAGAUCAUUGACGACCGCGGCUUUGAUCCUCUCGUUCUAUCGACACAACAGGAAACAUUGAACCAUGGCUCGGGUUCGGUAACCACGCACUUGAGGCUUUAUGGUUGCUCUAAUGCGGGAAUGGCAAACGCUGUCGAAGAGAAGCUCAAGGAACUGUCUGGAAUUGUGGCAGCAUCCGUAACGAUGGCCACUGAACGACUGACCGUCACAUACCAACCUACAGCCAUUGGUCUUCGCGCCAUUGUUGAAGCAGUAGAGGCUCAGGGACUCAACGCUCUCCUGGCAGAGAGUCAGGAUAACAAUGCACAGCUCGAGUCUUUGGCGAAAACGAAAGAAAUCAACGAGUGGCGCCUAGCAUUUAGGAUAUCAUUUGCAUUUGCCGUCCCGGUCUUUCUUAUCAGUAUGAUAUUGCCUAUGUGUCUUCCAGGAAUCGAUUUUGGGAAAUGCCAGAUCAUUCCCGGUCUGUUCUUGGGAGACAUCAUUUGUUUCGUUCUCACGGUCCCCAUUCAAUUUGGGAUUGGAAAACGGUUCUAUGUUUCGGCAUUCAAGUCUUUGAAGCAUGGCUCCCCAACUAUGGAUGUCCUUGUCAUGCUGGGAACAUCGGCCGCCUUCUUCUUCAGCAUUCUGACCAUGGUCGUCUCUAUCGUGGCCGCUCCUCACACAAGGCCGCAUACAUUAUUCGACACCAGCACCAUGCUCAUCACAAUUAUCUGCCUGGGGCGCUAUCUUGAGAAUAGUGCCAAGGGCCAAACCUCCAAGGCUCUGUCAAAUCUCAUGUCAUUGGCCCCGUCAUCAGCAACUAUCUACGCUGAUCCAAUUGCGGCCGACAAGGCUCUGGAGAAAUGGGGCAAAAAGUCCAAGGGUAAAGCAGAGGAUGAGGCUGACGGACCCAGUGGAUCUGCUAAUGAGGAGCGAACCAUCCCUACAGAAUUACUCCAGGUCGGUGAUAUUGUCAUUAUCAAACCCGGUGACAAGAUCCCGGCGGAUGCUACACUCAUUCGCGGCGAAACCUAUGUAGAUGAGAGCAUGAUCACUGGAGAGGCGAUGCCCGUCCAAAAGCGAAUCGGAAGUGCCUUGAUUGGUGGCACUGUGAAUGGAGAAGGCAGGAUCGACUGCCGUGUGACCAGAGCCGGAAGAGAUACUCAACUCAGCCAGAUCGUGAGGCUGGUGCAGAACGCGCAGACCACUCGAGCACCUAUCCAGCAACUGGCUGAUACUCUAGCCGGAUAUUUCAUCCCAGUCAUUCUCAUUCUUGGAAUGGUGACAUUCCUCGGCUGGAUGGUUUUAAGUCAUACCUUGCCCAACCCUCCUAAGAUCUUCACCGCGGAUACCAGUGGUGGCAAGAUCAUGGUCUGCGUGAAACUGUGUAUUUCGGUUAUUGUGUUCGCUUGCCCUUGCGCUCUUGGCUUGGCUACCCCUACGGCUGUCAUGGUUGGUACUGGUGUUGGUGCGGAGAAUGGCAUCCUGAUCAAGGGUGGUCUUGCAUUGCAGCGAACCACAAAGGUCACCCAGGUUGUCUUUGAUAAGACGGGUACCAUCACAUACGGCAAAAUGAGUGUGGUUCAAUCCAACCUGGUCUUUGACUGGUCAGAGGACGACUGGAUGAGACGCACUUGGUGGUCCAUCAUCGGACUCGCGGAGAUGGGCAGCGAACAUCCAAUUGGAAAGGCCACCCUGGGUGCAGCCAAGAAGGAACUUGGACUCGCGCCCGAGGCGACGAUAGAAGGCUGGACCGACUUCAAGGCAACGAUCGGCCAGGGAGUUGAGGCCAGGGUUGAGCCCGAUUCAUCGUCAGGCAAAAAGCGAUACACCGUAUUAGUUGGUAACGUCAAGUUUCUCCAGAACAAUGGUGUGGAUGUUCCACGAAACGCUAUCGAGCAGUCAGAGGAGCUUAAUUCCAAGGCAUCUAAAACAAAGGUUACCGCGUCAGCCCCGUCAUCACAAGGUGCCGGGACCACCAACAUCUUUGUGGCCAUUGAUGGCAAGUAUACCGGCCACCUAUGCCUUGCUGAUAAGAUCAAGGAGGGUGCGGUUGCCACCAUGUCUGUUCUGCGCCGCAUGGGAAUCAAGACAGCCAUCGUCACAGGCGACCAGCGUUCAACUGCCCUCGCCGUUGCAUCAGUUGUCGGGAUUGCUCCAGAAGACGUCUACGCCGGUGUGAGUCCCGACGAGAAGCAGUCCAUCAUCGGCGACAUCCAAGCCCAAGGCGAGAUUGUUGCUAUGGUGGGUGACGGUAUUAAUGAUUCGCCCGCCCUCGCAACCGCUGACGUUGGUAUUGCCCUGGCCAGCGGCACCGACGUUGCCAUGGAAGCUGCCGAUUUGGUCCUGAUGCGUCCAACAGAGUUGAUGGAUAUCCCUGCCGCUCUAAGUCUCACCCGUACCAUCUUCCGGCGCAUCAAGCUCAACCUGGCCUGGGCCUGCGUUUACAACCUCAUCGGAUUGCCAAUCGCUAUGGGCUUCUUCUUACCCUUUGGCCUCCACAUGCACCCAAUGUUUGCUGGGUUUGCCAUGGCCUGCAGCAGUGUAAGCGUUGUCGUCAGCAGCCUGCACCUCAAGUUCUGGCAACGCCCGCGCUGGAUGGACGAGGCGACCGCGGAAGAAACCGGUGGCUUGCUUUGGAAGCGUCGCAGCCUCGUCGACCGUGUACGAGACCUCUUCCAGAGCCGAAGCAGAACAGAUGACAAGGGCGGAUACGUCGCAUUGGAAAGCAUCGAAACUGUGUGA
Molecule: messenger RNA, 3510 nt
Organism: Clonostachys rhizophaga
Lineage: Eukaryota; Fungi; Ascomycota; Sordariomycetes; Hypocreales; Bionectriaceae
Source: the annotation of a GenBank genome assembly